Cadophora gregata is the source of this 1098-nucleotide messenger RNA. RefSeq lists its product as uncharacterized. The coding region runs from base 1 to 1011 and encodes 336 amino acids. NCBI's taxonomy places the organism in Eukaryota, Fungi, Ascomycota, Leotiomycetes, Helotiales, Ploettnerulaceae. The transcript has a single exon. The record is from RefSeq and is a predicted model, not a curated record.
AUGGAACAACAAACAAACCUCAAAUGCAAUAACCUAGGGGAGGAGUUCAGCAGACUUCAGUUGAGCAACACGCCUAACAAUGAGGACAAUUCCAAUACUACGCCUCAAGAUGCAACCCUAAAUGCAGCCCCAAAUGCAACCCCAGGUGCAACCUCUAUCAACUCUGGAAAUGCAGAGCCUCAAGCUCCAGGCACGAAUACCUUUCCUAUCAAAGAAUUUCCCCUGUUCGUGAACCUAGCCAAGGAGCUCCAAGACCUGAUUUGGAAGCACGCAAGCGAGAGCCCUCGAAUCAUCAAAGUGGAAGCCACAACACCAGACAUUCGCUUCACAGUCCAAUACAUAUUAGCGUUCAAAAGCAACUACACACCCUCGGGGUUGUUAACCGCCUGCCGCGAUUCUCGAGCCGCCAUGCUGAAGAUACCACAUAUCUCCAUCAAGCUCGAAGACCACUCGACAAACGGACUAGAUAUUAAAUGGACGCAUAAUACUGGAAGGCCGACAAUACAACUCAAUCCUGAUAGAGAUGUCAUUUUGUUCUGGAGCGAUGUGAACUCGUCGGGGAAAUGGCUGUCUCCGUUGCUGGUGAACCCGAACCCCGAUCGCGAUUAUGAUCAACCUCAUGCGGUAGCUACAAGUUUUGUCGGGGUGAAGAAUAUUGCUUUUUGUCUCCCGGCUACCACGUUCCUCGGGUGGCCACGCUUCAUGGAUUUCCCUUGGUUUAUAAGUCAGAUUGACUCGGUCGAACGACUGUAUGUCAUUCCGACCCAUCCCGUCGACAAGUCUGUUGACGAGACUGCCCGCCGAAGCUCUCAUCCUAUCCUGUCUGGCAGAGAUUUGACGCUACAAUAUGAGUUUGAGGACUUGGCAAGCAAGGCUAGAGCGUUGAAACUCUCGGACGUUGAGAUGGAGCGUUUUGACACAAUGCUGAAGAAGAGAAUGGUGCGAUGGAAGGAGGAGAAGUCGUCAUGGAAGGUGCCAGAAAGUAUCGUUGCUGUGGUUAGGGAGACAUAAAUCCGAUAUGGUGGACUUUGGUACAUGCCAAGUGAGAGGAUGGGGGUGGGAUAUGGAUUGAGGAUUAACAUGCUAUGCUGUUUUUCU